Ostreococcus tauri is the source of this 3006-nucleotide messenger RNA. RefSeq names its product unnamed product. The transcript has a single exon. Lineage: Eukaryota; Viridiplantae; Chlorophyta; Mamiellophyceae; Mamiellales; Bathycoccaceae. The coding region runs from base 1 to 3006 and encodes 1001 amino acids. The record is from RefSeq and is a predicted model, not a curated record.
AUGCCGCGCGCGCGCGCGCGACGGCCCCUGCGCCCGCUCGCGGCGAACGCGGACGCGACCGGGGGUGAUUUGAACGACGAUGGGAUUCGAGCCGAUGGCGAUGGCGAUGGCGAUUCGAUGGAUAAACGGUCGGUGCCGACGCCCGAGGACGCGGGCGUGGACGCGCGCGCGGUGGGGGAUGAGAACACGCCCCCGGUGUUCGCGCGCGCGGCGUCGGGGGGGCGCGGGUCGAGAUCGGUGGAUGGAUGUCGGUCGGCGGACGCUUCGGGCGCGCGACGUUUGAAUUCGCCGUCGCGCGCGAAGACGGCGGAGAAGAUGGCGCGCGCGUGGGACGAGCGACGAAGCGCGCGCGCGAUGGGAGGGAAAUCGAUGCGUGGGGAUAAGACGAGCGAUGGUGGGUCGAGCUGGAAGGAAGAGAUGACUCGGACGCGCGAGCGCCUGGCGAGGAGUCGCGAGCUGUCGGCGUUCGCGACGGCGGGCGCGGGAGAGAAAGAGAGGGCGAGCGAGGGUGAGGAUGAGGACGGGCGAGACGUCGUGGAGGCGCUUGAACGGCGAUUGGAAGGUGCCGUGGUGGCGAGUCCGGACGCGUCGUCGAGCGUGCGGGACAUGGAGGGCGCGGCGCUCGAGGGAGAGAGCGAGGACGACGAAGACGAAGCGAACGCGUCGUUUGCUUCACCGAAUUUGGACGAUCCCACGGUCGCCGUCGCGGUCGAACGCACGCGGUUGCUCUCCGAGCGUAAGAGCCGCGAGGUGACGCGCAAGCUCGUCGUGUCCAACGAACACAACGCUCGAUUGAAAGCGCGCGUGAGCGAACUCGAGCUCACGCUCGAGGACAAGCAGAAUGAGAUAGAAAACACCGAGAGAAGAGUGCAGAGCGCGGUUAAGGAGGCCACGCGCGAGGUAUGGGCAAAGAUGGACGCGGCGAACACGCAGUGCGUCAGAGCGGAGACGUCACUCGUGGAGGCCAAGGCCGAGGCGCAAGACGCCAUGCGAAGGGCCAUCGAGCUCGAAUCUCGCCUCGAGCAGAGCGAACGGGCGCUAAGCGAAGCACGCGCGAGCCAAAAGCGCGCUGACGACGAUUUGGUGAUGCUGAGAGAGCUCGCGUCGGAAGCGAGCGAUGUGGCGUCGAAGCAGCUCGAAGACGAACUCGCGCAGGCUCGGGCAGAAAUCGAACGCCUCACGACACGCUUGGACGAGGUACAGGAAACGGCGAACGAAAAGAUUUAUUAUCAGAGCGAAAGUGAACGAAUGGAACAGGAGCUUGAGGAGUUACGAAACGAAGUGUCGUGGCGUAAGGCGAGUGAGACUGAGUUACGCGCGGCACUCGAGCGCUCUGAGGGGGAAAUCGUUUUGCAUCGCGCGGAGAGUUCAAAGUCUGAGUCUGACGUCUUUGCCGUGAUAGAGGCUAAGAACGCCGAAAAUGACGAGUUGCGUCGUUUGCUCGCGGCAGCGGAGACACGAGCGGCGGCAAAUGAGGCGUCCACAGCUCGUGCCAUGUCCGAGGUCGACGUCCUUCGCGCACAAAAAGUUGAAUUUGAAAGCGCCUUGCAGUGCGUUACGGUGGAUGGCUCGGUGAAGCAAUCAGAGCUCGAGAAGGAAUACGCGGCGGCGAUGCUGAGCAUGCAAGAUCUCGCGAGUUCGCUGGAGGAAGUUCAGUACGAGCUGAAACAGACGCGAGUCGAGAAGGAGCGAGCGCUCGUUGAGGCUCAAGACGCUCGGCGAGCCGUCGCUGAGGCUGCGAGUUUGGAGGAGUACAAGCGCGUCGAUCUCACCACCGAGCUCGAAACCGCGCUCGAGUACAACGACCACUUACAGCAAGAACUAGUGACCAUGCGCGAGCGUGAGCGUGAUCUUCUGUCGCAAUUAGAUGAUGCCUUGAUCGCGGCGCAACUCGCCGACGAGGAAACGGAAGUAGACGUCGACUCUCAACCGGAGAGCGAAGAUCCUUCGACGCCGUCGCCCGUGAAGAACGCACGAGCGCGAGCUUCAAGUUCUGGCUCUCGUAAGAUGAACGUGGCGAAUUUGGUGGCCACGAAUCGCGAUUUGGUAGAAUUAACCUCGAGACAGUCGAAUGAGAUAAGUCGUCUCCAAGCCGAGCGCUCAAAGUUGCGCGCGGAUAUCACGAAGAGUGAGUCUGCGCACGCGCUCGUGAGAAAGCUGAAGGAUGAGAAUUUUGCACUCGCGUGCAAAUUCAAGGCCACCUUGCAGAAGACGAGCGAUGAGAUCAAGGCUAGGCAGCAAGUGGAGUCUCGCUUGCACGAGCACGAACGCGCGGCGCACGGAUUGGAGCGAACCAUCGACGAGCUCCGAGGCGAGCUCAUGCGAGUGCGAGAGACGCACCCGGUGGUUCUGGAGACGUCCCCGAAUCAAUCGUCCGUUAUCGAUGAACUUCGCAAAGAGCUCGCCGAGGUGAAGGAAACGCUUAGCGCGGUCAAGUCUGAAGAGAAGGCGACCCUAGAAUGCCUCAGCGCGCAGCUCAAGCAGAUGGAGAGCGCACACCGUCGCGAGGAAGCGUAUCCGCGAGCGAGACGAAACGCCACGGACGCCUCGUUCGCGGAUUAUCUGGCUCACGAAGUCGCCCAGGCCGAGGCCGCAGAGGCGGAUCACGACGCGUACGCGAGGCGCUUACAGGAAGAAAUCGACAGAGUGACUCGAGAGCGUGCUCAAACCGAGCCACGGCCGCGCUCGAGUGCGAGCGUGCCUUCACCCGAGCGCGCUUCACCUGAACGAGGCGAGGCCGCCAUGGCAGCGGCGAAAGAAGCUACUGAGCUCGCUCUCGAGGUGUGCGAGUCCACGAAGGAGCGCGCACUCUAUUAUAAAUCCGUCGCGAAACAGGUUUACGGCAAACUCCGAGAGCAAAAGCUCUCGUACGAGCGCAAGCUCGCAUCGAUGAAGCGUGAGCUCGACGCCCUUGUCGCCUCCACUGACGCUCCUGCGACGCCAUCGCUUCGAACGCCCAUCAGCGCCAUCGCGCGCGAUCACAAGUUUCUCUUAGACUCCACGUAG